ACACAACCUCUCAAUCGCUCAAAAUCUGUACUGGCUCAAUCCGGCCAUUCUCUUCCUCGAAUUCUAGCAGCUGCUCCUGGUCGACGAAGCGAAGAUGGCUUACACCAUCCACGUGAGAGUGAUUCAGAGCAAGCCUACUGCUUGGUACAGCAUCGUGGAGAAGACCGCAUGGCAUUUCGCCCUGGGCGCAACCUGGAGAGAAGUGGACGGCGAGCAGAUCCUGACCAUGGGCGACAGCGGCACUUCUGGUCUGCUGCGCUUCGAAAACCCCCAGGGCGACUUCUUCAUUGUCGCUGUGGGAGUACACGUGUACAAGAGAUGGUGCGACGUUGUUCCUGACCUGAAGUCUACAGAAACCGGCACGGCUAUCCACCCCACGUACUACCCCGUUGGAAAUGUACUUGGGUUUCGCUAUGAGAUCGUGCAGAAGCAGCUGGCGACCAUGGAGAAGAAAAACUCCAAGGGCGAGAGCAUCAAGGUUAACUACUACAAGGAGGACGGAAACAAUCUAUACGCCACAAUCACCAUCGUUUAAGCUUGGGGCUGCAAACAACGUCUGAUGCUGUUUAUGGUGUUUAGUCUGCCAUGACUCUCGCACUAGUGCAGGAGUGCCGAUUUACACCUAACGCAAAUUAGACUGCGUUCAGAAGUUCCAGAUUAGAGCUUGUGUUGGAAUCAAUCAGAUUUUGUAUUCCUUGUCAGUUGAUGUUUUGUUCAAACCAUACUUUUCGUAGCGACUAGCUGCUAACCAAGCGGUCAGUACAGAAUUAUGUAUGUGGUGUGAAGUUUUCUGCUGAGAAAAUGCAAGGAAUAAAUCGCGUUUCUUUGUUGGU
This is a messenger RNA of Marchantia polymorpha subsp. ruderalis, 833 nucleotides long. The record is from the annotation of a GenBank genome assembly. Lineage: Eukaryota; Viridiplantae; Streptophyta; Marchantiopsida; Marchantiales; Marchantiaceae.